UCCCCUCGGCCCGGCACUGGGCGGACGCGGGCGGCGCGGGGCGGGCGCUGCGGCCCGGGGCUAGCCGGGAGACCUUUCCACGUUUGCAUCGCCGCGGCGCGCCCAGCCUUGCCCCUCGCCUCCCCUGUCCAGGCCGCGCGAUGGCUUUCGGGGCCCGGGGCUGGCGGCGCCGGUCACUGCUCCUGUUGCUGCUCUGGGUGACCGGGCAGGCGGCCCCGGUGUUGGGCCUGGCUGUGAGCUCGGAACUUCAGAUCCAGCGGAGCUUCGUGCCUGAUGAGUGUCCACGCACGGUGCGCACUGGCGACUUCGUGCGCUACCACUACGUGGGGACUUUCCUCGACGGUCAGAAGUUCGACUCCAGCUAUGACAGGGACUCUACCUUCAAUGUGUUUGUGGGAAAAGGUCAGCUGAUCGCAGGGAUGGACCAAGCUCUUGUUGGGAUGUGUGUAAACGAGAGGCGUUUUGUGACGAUUCCCCCAAACCUUGCCUACGGAAGUGAAGGAGUUUCUGGUGUGAUCCCUCCAAACUCAGUUCUUCAUUUUGAUGUACUCUUGGUGGAUAUUUGGAAUUCUGAAGACCAGGUUCAGAUCCGGACCUACUUCAAGCCCCCCAGUUGCCCUCGGACUAUCGAAGUUUCUGAUUUUGUGAGGUACCACUACAACGGAACAUUCUUGGAUGGGACACUGUUUGAUUCCAGCCAUAAUCGCAUGAAAACCUAUGACACAUACGUGGGGAUUGGAUGGCUGAUCCCUGGAAUGGACAAAGGGCUGCUGGGCAUGUGUGUCGGGGAGAAGCGCAUCAUCACCAUCCCCCCUUUUCUGGCCUAUGGGGAGGAGGGAGAUGGAAAAGACAUCCCUGGGCAGGCGUCCCUAGUCUUUGAUGUUGCAUUAUUGGACCUCCAUAACCCCAAGGAUACCAUUUCCAUUGAGAAUAAGGUCAUCCCUGAGAACUGUGAGAGGAGGAGUCAGAGUGGGGACUUCCUCAGGUAUCAUUACAAUGGCACACUUCUGGAUGGCACUCUCUUUGACUCCAGCUAUUCACGGAACCACACCUUUGACACAUACAUUGGGCAGGGCUAUGUGAUUCCUGGGAUGGAUGAAGGCUUACUUGGUGUCUGCAUUGGAGAGAGGCGAAGGAUUGUGGUCCCUCCUCACCUGGGCUAUGGUGAAGAAGGAAGAGGGAGCAUUCCUGGCUCAGCUGUGCUGGUGUUUGACAUCCACGUGAUUGACUUUCACAACCCUUCGGAUUCCAUCAGCAUCACUUCCCACUACAAGCCUCCAGACUGCUCGGUGCUGAGUAAGAAGGGGGAUUACCUCAAAUACCACUACAACGCCUCACUCCUGGACGGGACUCUGCUGGACUCCACGUGGAAUUUAGGCAAAACUUAUAACAUUGUGUUGGGGUCUGGACAAGUCGUGCUGGGGAUGGACAUGGGUCUCAGAGAGAUGUGCGUGGGAGAGAAGCGAACAGUGAUCAUCCCGCCUCACCUGGGCUAUGGAGAAGCUGGUGUGGAUGGAGAGGUCCCUGGCAGUGCCGUCCUAGUGUUUGACAUCGAGCUGCUGGAGCUUGUGUCUGGCCUUCCGGAGGGGUACAUGUUCAUAUGGAACGGUGAAGUGUCUCCCAACCUCUUUGAAGAAAUCGACAGGGAUGGCAACGGGGAAGUCCUCCUGGAGGAGUUCUCAGAGUACAUUCAUGCCCAAGUGGCAACAGGCAAAGGGAAGCUGGCUCCUGGUUUUAAUGCUGAAAUGAUCGUGAAGAACAUGUUCACCAACCAGGACCGGAAUGGAGAUGGGAAGGUCACGGCUGAGGAAUUUAAACUGAAGGAUCAGGAAGCCAAACAUGAUGAACUGUAAGCCUGACCACGGACCAGUGUGUGCCAAGGAGUGCAUGACACCAAGCGACCUGUCAUGGCGGAGCAUGCUGUCAAGGUGUGAAGAUUUCUAGGAAGGUUUGAGAGUAGCCAGAAUUAGGUGGGCCAUGUAGUACCUGGUGCAGAGAGUGGGGGUGGCUGAUGCCCACGGUGAGAACUUGGGUGGAUUUCCAGUGACAGUAAAGAGAAUCUGCACAGUGCGCCUUGGCAUGGGAAAGUCUGCAGCUCUAAUUGUAUUUGUGAGUCUUCUCGGAGGUUGUGUUAAUUAAAGGAAAAUUAUUUCAUAGAAGAUGUAGCUGUCAUGGAGGAAACAGAAGUACCCAGGUGUCUACCUAAAGAAACGAUUUGUUUUAAAAAUCUUGCUGGUGCCUAAAAAAAUGUUCACCAUGGGCAGAAAGAUAAAGGGCACACAUGUUCCAGCAAGAGUCCUUGGCAGCAGCCAUUGCUCUUCUCGGUGUUCUGCACAAGCUCUGGUGAUACCAGGCCCUGUGCGACAGCCACCCCGCCACCUUCCCUACAAAUCUCCAUUUUCAUGCUUUCCAGUUCACUUUCUACACUGGCAGCCCUCCAACUGGUAGUGUCUGUCACUUAAAGGAGUCUCCUGGACCGGAAAAACACAGAUCAAAUGGAAGCUGCCUUAGCCCAUGAGUAGAGGAUUUGACCUGCAUUUGCUACAUAGGAUUGGCUUUCUCUCCUUCUCUACUCGAUUCCUUUGGGUAGAUACAUGAUGGCUGGGUCUCACUGGUUAGCCAACAGAAAAUUUUACUGUGACUAAAGUGGAUGUGUUAUCCCAACAAAUGAAGGUGAAAUUAUCUGCCCCCCAUUUGUGUCUUGGAGGGCAAUUUGAGGUCUCCUGCUGUAGAAAAGGCUAGCCCAUUCCCACUCCAUGUGGUAGCCAUGCUCCUACCUUAUGUCCUCUGUUCCCAAUGGUGUUGGCACUCACUCUGAAGUAAUCAGGACGUUUCCAUUUUUUUUUUAAAACAAAGUUAAAACUGUUUUGUACUGAUGUUGCCCUGAGAUAUCUCAUGCAAAUGCUGUGCACUCAUUCAGUGGAAUUAUAGUUGGAAAACUGACUUCUUUUUUUCUUAUAUAAAAUGUUGAAUCAUA
Mus pahari (shrew mouse) is the source of this 2977-nucleotide messenger RNA. It is a transcript of the gene Fkbp9, whose product is annotated as FKBP prolyl isomerase 9. The coding region runs from base 141 to 1853 and encodes 570 amino acids. Lineage: Eukaryota; Metazoa; Chordata; Mammalia; Rodentia; Muridae. The record is from RefSeq and is a predicted model, not a curated record. The transcript is spliced from 10 exons. Gene Ontology annotation, molecular function: peptidyl-prolyl cis-trans isomerase activity; calcium ion binding.